Messenger RNA from Babesia ovata, 1518 nucleotides. RefSeq names its product major facilitator superfamily MFS-1. The record is from RefSeq and is a predicted model, not a curated record. Gene Ontology annotation, biological process: transmembrane transport. The transcript has 2 exons. The coding region runs from base 1 to 1518 and encodes 505 amino acids. Gene Ontology annotation, molecular function: transmembrane transporter activity. NCBI's taxonomy places the organism in Eukaryota, Apicomplexa, Aconoidasida, Piroplasmida, Babesiidae.
AUGGCACCAACGUUAAACAGUGAGGGUGGCAGCGGUCGGAAGUGCCGUUUUGAAACGGUUGACCCAGCUGCGAUGCCAGCGCCGCACAUCAACCCUUUCUUGCGUUUGGCUAUAUACAUAUACUAUAUUCUGAGUUCCGGUUGCAUUUACUGGGGAUGGAAUGGCAUCCAAGAGAUUCUCUACAAGGCUGGUGCUUUCGAGGAGUAUUGCAAGGAAGGUGCGGAGAUAACCAAAAAGGUUCUCUACGAUGUAUCAUACACUGACUGUCCAGACAGGGCGGGUGGAAUAAACAACCUGUACACGCUGGCUUACUCUACCCACUUCAUCUGCUCCUUCUUCAGUGGAUGGCUGUUGGAUCGUUUCGGUCCUCGCAUUUGUUUCCUGGUGGGCCACUUCUUCUCGGCGUCGGCGUGGAUGCUGAUUUUUUGUUUCCCGACCAACGGUCGUUUGUUGCAGGUCGCCUUCGUUCUUGUCGGCCUGUUCUGUGAAGCAUGCUACAUUCCCAUGCUGUCAGUGAGCAAGUAUUUCCCAAAUGGAUCUUCCACUGUGAUCGCUAUCAUGGGAUCGUGCCGUUCGCUUUCAUACUUCGUGCCAACGUUAUUAUCUUGGAUAUAUCAUAUAGGCAGAGUUGAGAAAACGAUGUUGUUUGCCAUUGGUAUAGGUUAUCUCCUGGUUGCGAAUGUGUUGUGUUUCGUUUCCGGGUUCUUUGUCAUUCCGAGAGUGAUCCCUAUUGCCCCAUCUGAAAAGGAUGCACGGACCGAAACGGAGUCCGCUCCUGCAUGUGAAGUGGUAACGGAUUCUACUGUGUUAGAAUCUGCGGACAAGAAAAGUUUGUCCGUUAUGGACCGCAUUAAGAACGGGUUAAAGAGCCCAUUCUUGUUGGAAUUCAUAAUUUUGGGAUGUUCGGUGUGCUUUUUCAUGCCGUCCAUUGAAUUUAUCAACAAAUCUCAAGGCAAUCUGCUGGUGGCAUCAGGUGACGGCGGAGAUGCUACUGGGGUUUUCAAGUACAUCAAUAUAGCCACAUUCGUGCCUGCACCCUUCUUGGGCGCCGUAAUGGACAAAGUCGGCCCGGCUAUUGUGAUGAACUUCUUGCACUCAUGCACCAUACUCUACUACGCUUGUGCGGCAUUCGAUCUUUAUGCGAUGAAGAUUGCGGCUUGCUGCUGCUAUCUGCUGGCUGGUUCACUGUGUGUAUCUACGGUAUAUUGCUACGUUAACACCAGAUUCCCGACGCAAUACUUUGGUUCUCUGGUGACUACGAUUUUCGGUACUGCGGGUCUGGUUUCCCUGAUAAACAUACCGCUCUACAACUGGGGACUGACUCUAAAGGCCGAGAUACCUCAGCAAAGCUUCCGCCCGCUCGCGUUUGUUUUUAUGGUAGGCCACGUAAUUUACAUUUUCAAAAAAUCGCAGGGAUACAUGGGACUUGCGUGCACGUUGAGUGCCACUUUGGUCUAUAUUUCUGUCAUCCGUCCGAAAAGGAUGGCCGCGUUGUCUAUGGCUGCGGAGUCGACAUGA